AUGAAAUCAAGCCAACAGAAGUACGAAAACCCGAAACAAGCAGGAAGUCUGGGCGGGGUUCCACCCUUUGCGAAAGCAAACAAACUCUCCACCCGAGAAGGGCAACAACUAUUGCAAUCACUACCGAGUUAUACGUUGCAUAAGCCUCGCCGCCUCCAUUAUCCUACGGAACCCGUGAUGGUGUUAUCUAUCAAUCAGCAGUGUGUUUUUGAUUUAAUGGAAGUGGGUCAGCUAGCCAUAUGGAAUAAAAAGACCCGUUAUUUAUUAAGCGUCAAUGAUGUUCUUUCGAAAUUUGCUUGGGUAGUACCUUUGAGAAACAAGUCUCCGAAAGAAGUCGCCAAAGCUUUUGCUAAGGCAUUAAAACAGAGUGGACAAAUUCCUUUGACGAUUGAAAGCGACGACGGCCAUGAGUUCAAAAACGCAACAUUUAGAGCCUUGUUGAAAAAACAUCAGAUUCAUUUAUUUUCUACCAAAGGAGACACCAAAGCCGCUGUCGUGGAACGGUUCAAUCUUUACAUUUAAACAACGCUUAUACCGCUACCUCACCGCCGCAAAUUCAUUGCAUUAUUUAGACGUUUUACCGGCUCUUGUAAAAGGCUAUAAUUCUACCACUCAUCGAAGUAUUAAAAUGUCGCCCAAAAAUGUGAAUGCUAAGAAUGAACGACAAGUGUGGUUGAAUUUGUAUCGAAACGGAUCAAGGCCAAGCGACAAAAACCUAUCUUUCAAGUGGGGGAUCGUGUGCGAUUGAGUAAAAAACAAAAAGUGUUUGAUGAAUCCUAUUUGCCACAAUGGACCGAGGAAGUCCUUUUAGUUAGUCAAGUGAUUCCUGGGGUGGUCAUUACCUAAGAGAUUACAGAAUGGAACGGGACCCCUAUUGAAGGUAGUUUUUACAAACAAGAAUUACAGAAAGUGAAUGUAGACGAUCAAUUAUUCCGGGUUGAAAAAGUCUUGGGGCGAAAAGGCAAUCAACUCAAAAUGCGCUGGAAGGGAUUUAGUCGGGAUUACGAUUCAUUGAUUCAAAAUCAGAUCUUGUAA
Messenger RNA from Porites lobata, 1035 nucleotides. The record is from the annotation of a GenBank genome assembly. NCBI's taxonomy places the organism in Eukaryota, Metazoa, Cnidaria, Anthozoa, Scleractinia, Poritidae.